GUUAACAUUAGCGGUUCUAUACAGGCGAAAAUAGCAGCAUGUCUUUUUCUAUCCUGAAAGGACAAAUCGGCGAGGAAAACCGUCGGUUUAAUCCUGCGUGGACUGACAAGUAUUUAUGUAUUUACCACCAAGACCGAACGCCAAACCAAUACGUUUACUCUGCAACGAGUGCUUUGCAGCGCUGAAAGAUUAUAAUGUCCGAAGACGCCACGUUGAAAAAACAUGCCGCGUUUCGGACAAACUUUCCCGGGGGAUGUCAUGAGAGAGCGGCUAUAAUUCAGAGUUUGACUGCAUCUUACAACCGGAGCUGUACUACAAUGAAGCGGACCUGCACAGCUCAGGAAAGGGCCACGAAAAAGAGGCCGUUCACAGACUCAGAAACUGUGAAGGACUGCAUGUUGGCUGUCGUGGAUGAAGUUUUAACGGACGAUAAAGUUAAGACAAGUGUGGCAUCUGCUAUCAAACAGGUCUGACACGUCAAACAUUCUCGCCACAGAUGUCUUCGAGACAUGGACCUGGGCAUGGAGUCCACAUCUCUGGACGACGUGCUGUACCGCUACGCCAGCUUCAGGAACCUCGUUGAUCCCAUCACACAUGACCUGAUUAUCAGCCUGGCACGAUACGUCCACUGCCCCAAGACGGAGGGAGACUCUCUCGGGGCGAUGGAAAAGGUUUGUCGUCAGCUGACCUACCAUCUCAGCCCCCACUCUCAGUGGAGGAGACAGGGCCUGCUCAAGAGGAAACCUCAGGCCUGUCUGAAGGCAGUGCUGUCGGCCCCUCCGUCCAGCGGGGCCUUGGAUCUUUCCGGCAUCCCUCUGACGGCUCGGGACAUGGAGCGUCUGUGUGCACACCUGCAGCGCCACGCGUCCACUGUGGUCAGCUUGGAGCUGGGCUUCACCGAGCUGACAGACGAGGCUUUCCUCCUGCUCCUGCCCACGCUGGCUGCGCUCCCACAUCUGGAGACUCUGGCACUGAACGGAAACAGGCUGACCAGAGCUGUUCUUAAGGAGCUCACUGAUGCCCUGAAGGAUCCUGGAAGCUUUCCCAGCGUGACGUGGAUCGACCUGGGCAACAAUGUGGACAUCUUCUCCCUGCCGCAGCCCUUCCUGGUCAGCCUGAGGAAACGCUGCCCCAAGCAGGGCAACCUGCCCACCAUACUGGAGUUUGGAGAGAGCCAGGCCAGCGACCCUCCCGAACGGCUGAGGGGACUCGGAGAAGAGGAGGAGACGGACGACACCAACCGGACUGAGAGCAUGGGCGAGCUCCGGUCAGAGGUGGAGGAGGAGCUGGACGGUGAGAUGGAGAUAGAGGAGAUGAUGGAAGAGCUGCUGGACUUUGACAGGGAGGUGCAGGGGAGGGAGGACGAGGAGGAGAGCAUGUGGACGGUGGGGGAGCAGAGGAAGGGAGGGGGGAGGAGGAGGGGGAGGCGAGUGGAGGAGGAAGAGGAGGAGGAGGAGGAGGAGGAGAAGGAGGUGGUGAGGAGAGUGCAGCGGCUGGGAAGGAGGGCGGUGAUGGCGGAGGACGAUGACGACACGCAGAGCCGCUCCUCCCACCUGUCCUGCUCCAGCCAAUCGCAGCACUCCUCUGGAGCCGUGGAGCCAAUGAGAGUGGAGGAGGACGACUUGACCGACCAGUCAGACCACUUGACCUGAUUGCUGCGCCCCACUCUGCUUGUAUUUCCUUUCCUGUGUCCUGUGUGGAAGAAGGCAAGAAAAGACUGAGUGUGCCUUAAGAGGCUGCAGUGCUGCAUGUAAUCCAUAAGAACGGGCCACUCGAUACUCUGAUUUGUGAGCAGCCGCCACGGCCUUCAGACACUGACAGAGUGACCGCUGAACCCGGCUGACUGUCACCUGAGAAGCCAAUCCCCAACAGGACGUGUGUUUGACCAUAACUGUCUGUUGUUUCAAGUACAAAUAGACUGAGGAUGCGUAGAAUAGACCGACUAAUUAUAUUACGUGAGGCUUUUAUGUACAGAACGUUGAUCUUCAUUCAGGUCCUUCCUCCUUGUAAUCCUGGUAAAACCUACAUGUGCCUGUAACACGUCCCGUUACUGGUUAACAGUGUGUGCUGCUGAGAGAUGAAAUGAUGCAUCUAAACUAAUCAGGGCCCUUCAACCUUCUGAAAAAUGUUUUUGCCAAAAACUAGAGGUGGAACUGUAUAAAAUGUCUCCUCCCACAUUAGCUUGCCAGAUGGAUCAGAAGGGCAGGAAUCACAAGUCAAGCCAUUUGUGGAAAUCGGUUGAGAAAUGAACAGAUGCACCGUGUUGGAAGAGGUGGAGGUGGAGGAGACAUGACACAGCAAAGGCCUGGUGACUGUCAGAAGAGCAGGGUGGCAUUUAUGUACAGUGGCUAGAUGUGAUCAUCUCGUUGUCAUGUGUCCCAAAGCAAAGUGCUGAAAUAUUUAGUAGCCUUUUUUUCUUAUAAUCCAGGUCAUGUUUCACUCCGCGGUACUGUGCACUAGUACGCAUCACAUGCUUACAGUGCUGUGUUUAGAUAUAGGCCGCUGCUAUGAUCGCAUUCACAUAAGCUGUCCGCCGGGUUACAGCAAAUUAUAUCCUUAUGCAGUAUGUAGCUCUCACCCGGCUUGUGCUUUCCCUCCAUGUAUCACUUAGCGUCCGUGCAAAGCUUUAACAAAUAAACUGUAUUUUUGGAUGUACAGUAUAUAUAAA
Messenger RNA from Amphiprion ocellaris (clown anemonefish), 2668 nucleotides. It is a transcript of the gene lrrc75a, whose product is annotated as leucine rich repeat containing 75A. The coding region runs from base 510 to 1652 and encodes 380 amino acids. NCBI's taxonomy places the organism in Eukaryota, Metazoa, Chordata, Actinopteri, Pomacentridae. The record is from RefSeq and is a predicted model, not a curated record. The transcript is spliced from 5 exons.